UUCUCUCUUUCAAAUAUGCGCAGGAAAGCGAAGCUCAUUGCUCCGCUCUAAAUUCAGAUUCCACCUUCGUUUCACGGAUUCUGCUUCGAUUGAUCAACGCGUUACCUUGGCUACAGAAAAAUAUCUCGUCUUCAGAAUGUACUUGGAGAACAAGCGCGAUACCAAGGGUCCGAAGUUCGAUUCCGGCGUCUUAUCGCCGAUCAACUUGAUGAAUAUGACCGGCAGCCGACGCUCUAGGUCAUUGUUUGAUCCGUACGCAUCAGACAGUUCAGAUUCUCCGUCUCCGCUGAUGAAGUUCCUGCGUUCUGUCGAUCCAGCGGCCGGAGGCGCUUCCUCGCCGGUGUUCGUCACACCAGUCAAGGUUGAGGAAGACGUGAUUGUCAUGGAUGGGAUUUCGGUGCCUAAGUCCAACAACAGCAGCGGUGAAGUCAGAUUGAGAUUGCCUCUGAUGUCAUCAAAUUCUGUCAAUUGCAGUUUCGGGAAAUCGAAUUCGCCUGCUUCAUCUUCGUCGUCGGGAAGCGGCGGUAGACGUGCGAGGGUUGAAAAUAUCAAAUCUUAUAAGAACAGGCUCUGUCAUUACUGGGAGACUUCUCGUAUAUGCCAAUUUGGUUCCGAAUGCCAGUUUGCACACGGCAAAGAGGAGCUGCGCCACCAUCGGUUCUCAGGCAAGAUCAAACUUGAGAUCUCCAAAUUAAACAGCAGUUUCGAGGGAUCAAGCCCAUCGCCAUAUAGCUCUAAGUUUAACCGAAACAGCCGAGUCAAUGCGGUCUCAGCAGAAGUGGAGGCAUUCUCAGUGCCACCACUAUCACCUGAAAUGGUGUUCCCUGCAUCACCAAUCUCAGCUAAACAAGUUUCUGGAACUAGGGCGAUCCCAGUCACUGCACUGCUCUGCUCGGAUUGGACUCCUGAGAGUGAUGGGAUUGAGAUCACUUUGCCUUGUGUGGAAAAGAGUCCAUCCAAGGAAGAUGUAGAUGCUUUUAUUGCAAAUGUGCUCUAUGGGGCUAAGGCGAAGAAGAGGCUGCCUGUGUUUGUCGAGAUUUGCCCCGACUCUGCUGAUUGAUUCAUGGCGAUCCAACCAUUUGCUCAAGUGAAUGAAUGGGAUGAAUAUGGCUGCUAUUGCUGAUAGCACUGAAUUGGUAACUCCUAGUUACUUACUGUGGUCUCUGAAUAAUUGUGGUGAUCUGUUUACUGAGUGAUAAGGCUUACUGUGCUUACUUUUUGGCCUUGAAACAACGAAACUUUUACCUGGUUAUGCUGUAGUUGAAUCAUGUAAAACAAUGUAUCAGGGGUGUUGUGUAUCCACUCUAGAACACUUUCAUGCUCAAGCUUAUUUAGGUCA
Molecule: messenger RNA, 1339 nt
Organism: Salvia splendens (bonfire salvia)
Lineage: Eukaryota; Viridiplantae; Streptophyta; Magnoliopsida; Lamiales; Lamiaceae
Exons: 4
Coding region: 137-1060 (307 amino acids)
Molecular function (GO): mRNA binding; metal ion binding
Source: RefSeq, a predicted model, not a curated record